ACGCGAGGGACACUACAACACCCAUGAUGCACCUCGCAAGAGGGGUUACGUAACGUCGCGGCGUCGGCUGGGAGCAGCGGGUGACAGCAGCGGAUCAGGGCCGAAGAUAAACAAAACAAAAAAUCGGAAAAGGGCGAAAACUCCGCGGAGCUCUGCGCCGAUUUCCCCCCGCGUCAUGCGUAACGAUGUUCUGACGCGUCUCCACUUCCGCUAACGCAGCCACGUGACGGCGCGCACCUGUGAGGCCAAACGGGGUCACCGAGCUAACGCGUGCUAGCUUAGCAGGCUAGCUACCUGGAGCAGCCAUGUCGUCCCCCUCGUCCUCCUCCAGGCGCCAGUGGUGCUACCUGUGCGACCUGCCCAAGAUGCCCUGGACCGUGGUGUGGGACUUCAGCGAGGUGGUGUGCCGCGGCUGCGUCAACUACGAGGGGGCGAACCAGAUCGAGUUCCUCAUCGCGAGCGCCCGGCAGCUGAAGCGCAGCCACGGGAUGCAGGACGGCAGCGUCAGGUCGCCCGGUCCCUCGCCCAACAAGCACGGCUCCACCGGGAGGGGCGAGGCGGCGGGAGACGGGGGCAGGCCCCACGGGGACCGCUUCGACCGGGGUGGGAGAGCAGAGGGCGUCGCGGUUCGCGUGCCGCCCAACGGGCUGCACCGCGACGGGCAGCCGCCUCCCGAGCUGAACCGCCAGAGCCCCAGCGGCAGCCGGAGACCCAUGCUGGGCGCUGCCAUCCCUCCCAGUCUGGUGACGAGCAUCGCAGGGAUCCCCCACGGGCUGCUCGCGGGCAUGCCGACUGGUCUCACCGCCAGGACAGCCCCCAUGAGCAGCACCAUGAUCUUCCCCGCCCCGGUGCUGGCCGAGAUGAGCCGCAGGCAGCUGGGGAUAGGGAUGGGGAUCGCUCCCUUCAUCACCCCGGAGCUGGAGCGGGAGCUCAGCUCGUCCCAGAAUCAGCCCAAGACCCAGACCCAGGUCCACACUGUGGCCGGCAGCAGCAAAAGCACCGGCCUCCCCACCUCGUCCUCCUCCAUGGCGGGAGGUGUGAGCCAGACGAGCCCCAAGCCGGCCUCGUCUCCAGCCCGGCAGCCGCGCCCCCUCACCUCCAGGUCCGGUGCAGAGCUCCUGGGCUCCAGCUCCUCAGCAGAGGCGGCCACCACAGCUGCGGCGUUGCCCCACAGCGGAGCCUCUGAGCUGGGAUCAGCGUCCACCAGCAGCACCCUCUCUACAGGAAACACUCUGUCCUGCACCUUGUGUCAUGAGAGGCUGGAGGACACACACUUUGUCCAGUGUCCAUCAGUGCCAGGCCACAGGUUCUGCUUCCCGUGCACCAGGGUGUACAUCCAGAGCCGGAGGGGAGAUGGGGAGGUGUACUGCCCCAGUGGAGAGCGCUGUCCGCUGGAUAACUCUCCCAACAGCCCCCCUUGGGCCUUCAUGCAGGGAGAGGUCUCCACGAUACUGGGCACUGGUGGAGCAGGACCUGCAGCAGCUCCUGCACCUGGAGCCGGGUCAGGGCCCGGACCUGCUCCUGCCAAUACGUCCGGGUCAGGGAGCGGAGGCGGAUCUGGGAACGGAGACAUCGCUGUUAAGAAAGAGAGAGAGACGUGAUGGGGAUUUCCAUUGAAGCCAAGACCCAACACAGCACCAGGCAGAGUCGUAUCCCACACCACGAGGAGGAGACUGAUCUGCACCUCAGACAUCCAGAGGAGUAAACACAUCGACUCACAGUAAAACUCCACUACACAGGUCUUAUCUCCACCUACUCACACCCCCCCCCACUUGUUCAGACUGAAGUUGCAACGGCUGCCUUCACAAAUUGUCAUUACUGCUUUUUAUUUUUGUUUUUUAUUUUCUAAACAAAGGUAGACUUCGCCAACUUGUAAUGUAAAUUCAGCCAUUCUGAUAUAAUGAGAAUGUGAAAUCAAUUGUCUCGGUGCAUCCUGGACAUCCUGACCCCCCCCCCCCUCCCCCGC
This is a messenger RNA of Pleuronectes platessa (European plaice), 1966 nucleotides long. It is a transcript of the gene irf2bp1, whose product is annotated as interferon regulatory factor 2 binding protein 1. Bases 306 to 1601 code for a protein of 431 amino acids. The record is from RefSeq and is a predicted model, not a curated record. Gene Ontology annotation, cellular component: nucleus. Gene Ontology annotation, molecular function: transcription corepressor activity. The transcript is spliced from 3 exons. Gene Ontology annotation, biological process: regulation of transcription by RNA polymerase II. NCBI's taxonomy places the organism in Eukaryota, Metazoa, Chordata, Actinopteri, Pleuronectiformes, Pleuronectidae.